Papaver somniferum (opium poppy) is the source of this 4840-nucleotide messenger RNA. RefSeq names its product paired amphipathic helix protein Sin3-like 4. Gene Ontology annotation, molecular function: transcription corepressor activity. NCBI's taxonomy places the organism in Eukaryota, Viridiplantae, Streptophyta, Magnoliopsida, Ranunculales, Papaveraceae. The transcript has 25 exons. The coding region runs from base 240 to 4355 and encodes 1371 amino acids. Gene Ontology annotation, biological process: negative regulation of transcription by RNA polymerase II. The record is from RefSeq and is a predicted model, not a curated record. Gene Ontology annotation, cellular component: histone deacetylase complex; chromatin.
UCUUAUAUAUCUCAAAAAAAAAAAAAACACAUAACAUAAACUCUCUCUCUUCUUCUCUGAAACCUCUCUAAUCUCUCUCUGUGAAAUUCUCUAAAUGCAAAUAACACAAACCAUUUAAUUAUCUGGAUUCUUUCACAACAUAGAGAAGAAGUUUUCACAGUUUUUGAAAGUUGAUCUAUUUUGAUGUUAAGAAUUGAAGUAUUACUGCAUGAUUUGUUGAAAAGGAGAAGUUUUUAAAGAUGAAAAGAAGUAGAGAGGAUGUUUUUCAAGUGAAAAGGACAGUAAUUUCCUCUAGAGGCGAACCCUCCGGGCAACAACAGGGUCCCGGAGGCAUGUCACAGAAACUAACAACCAAUGAUGCUCUUGCAUACUUGAAAGCUGUGAAGGACAUAUUUCAAGAUAAAAGGAUGAAAUAUGAUGAAUUCCUUGAAGUAAUGAAAGACUUCAAGGCUCAGAGAAUUGACACCACUGGUGUUAUAGCAAGGGUCAAAGAUUUAUUUAAAGGCCACCGAGACCUUAUAUUGGGGUUCAAUACCUUUUUGCCUAAAGGAUAUGAGAUUCACCUUGUAACGGAGGAUGAACCUCCUCCGAAGAAGCCUGUUGAAUUCGAGGAAGCCAUCAAUUUUGUAAACAAAAUAAAGACAAGGUUCCAAGAUGAUGAUCAUGUGUACAAGUCAUUCUUAGAUAUUUUAAAUAUGUACCGGAAGGAGAACAAGUCCAUUACAGAGGUUUACCAAGAGGUUGCAAUUCUUUUUCAACUUCAUCCUGACUUGCUCGAUGAAUUCACACAUUUCUUACCAGAUACUUCUGGCACAGCCUCUAUUCAUCAUGCUCCAUCAGGCAGAAAUUUUCCUCGUCGGGAGAGUUCUAUUACACCUACUCUGAGGCCAAUGCAAGGGGAUAAGAAGGAUAGGACUAUGACUUCCCACCUCGACCGCCACCGCAGUGUGGACCGUCCUGAUGACCAGGAUAGGCGUAGACGUGAUAAGGAGAGAGAGAGGAGAGAUGAUAGGGAUAGAAGAGACCGUGGUAGGGAUUAUAAGGAUCUUGAGCAUGAUAGAGACUUCGAGCAGCGGCCCCACAAACGGAAACCUGCACCAAGGAUUGAAGACUCCAAUGAUGCGUUACAUCAAGGUGACUACAUUCAAGAAUACACUUUCUGUGAGAAAGUGAAGGAGAAGUUACGAAAUCCCGAAGAUUACCAAGAAUUCCUAAAAUGCCUUAGUAUUUAUAGCAAUGAGAUCAUUUCAAGAGAUGAACUUAAAAAUUUGAUUGGUGAUUUGCUCGGAUACUUUCCUGAUCUUAUGUCUGGGUUUAACGAAUUUCUGGAACAGUGUGAGAGGAAAGGGGAUGGAUACCUUACUGGCUUUAUGAGCAAAAAAUCCUUGUGGAAUGAGAAUUUACCUAGACAUCCUAAGAUUGAGAACAGGGAUAAAGUACGAGACCGUGAAAGGGAGGAGAGGGAUCGAGAACGAGAAAAGGAAAGAGUUGAUAGAAAUUUAUCAGCAGCGGGUCACAAGGUUACAACCCCAAACAGGGACAGCAGGGGGGAGAAGUACAUGGCGAAACCCAUAUCUGAGCUUGACCUCUCUAACUGUCAACGUUGUACCCCAAGUUAUCGGCUUUUGCCGAAGAAUUAUCCAAUACCUUCAGCCAGCCAGAGGAGUGAGCUUGGAGCUCAAGUAUUGAAUGACUUUUGGGUAUCUGUAACUUCAGGAAGCGAGGAUUACUCUUUCAAACAUAUGCGCAAAAAUCAAUAUGAAGAAAGUCUGUUUAGAUGUGAAGAUGACAGAUUCGAACUGGAUAUGCUGUUAGAGUCUGUUGAUGCAGCCACUAGGCGUGUGGAGGAAUUGUUGGAUAAGAUUAAUGACAAUACUAUCAAGCCAGAAAGCCCAAUACGUAUUGAGGAUCACUUUACUGCUCUAAAUCUAAGGUGUAUUGAACGCUUAUAUGGUGACCAUGGGCUGGAUGUGAUGGAUGUAUUACGUAAAAAUGCUAGUCUUGCUUUGCCUGUUAUAUUAAGCCGCUUGAAGCAAAAACAAGAAGAAUGGUCCAGGUGUCGCACAGAUUUCAAUAAAGUUUGGGCUGAAAUUUAUUCCAAGAACUAUCACAAAUCUCUGGACCACCGUAGCUUCUAUUUCAAACAACAGGACACGAAGAGCUUGAGUACUAAAGCCUUGAUUGCAGAGAUUAAAGAGAUUAACGAGAAAAAGCAUAAGGAGGAUGAUGUACUUCUUGCUAUUGCUGCUGGGAACAGAAGACCUAUCAUUCCAAAUCUGGAGUUUGAGUACUCUGACCCAGAUGUACAUGAAGACUUGUAUCAGCUUAUCAAAUAUUCAUGUGGGGAGGUUUGCUCGUCUACAGAACAGCUGGAUAAAGUCAUGAGGCUGUGGACGACCUUCUUGGAGCCCAUGAUGGGUGUCCCUUCUCGUCCACUUGGUGCCGAGGACACAGAGGAUGUUGUGAAGGAUAGAAAUGGUGUUACCAAAAGUGUACCUAGUUUUGAUGAAUGUAAUGGCGAUGCUACCCUUGGAAGUCCCAAGCAAGUGAACUCUCCUAGACAUGGAGAUGACAAAGAUGGUACUCAUGGUUCUCGUAGGAGUGAAAGCACUCCUUCUGGUACUUCUCAGCUCGGAAAAGGGCAGAAUAAUGUGUCCAUGCCUGAAGAAGCAUCUGGAGUUGAUGUACAAGCUCCUCUUAAAGAACAACCAGCAAGUUUAAAUACCUCCCUUGCUAUUAAAUCAGAGCAAAGUAGUGGCAAGGCCACCAUUGAAACUGUCUCAGGUCUUUGCACGACACCUUCCAAGACUGCUCAUGCUGCUGUUGAGAAUGGGCUCGAGUCCCGGCUCAAUAAUGAAGCUUUACCUGCAGAGCAGGAUGGUGACAGUAAAAGACCAAUUUUAUCAAAUGGCAUGGCAGAAGGUUCCAAAGUGCAAAAACAUCAUGAUGAUUCUGUUGUUAACUUCAAAGUUGAAAGAGAGGAAGGUGAACUAUCACCUGCUGGAGAUUUUGAGGAGGAUAAUUUUGUAGUCUACGGAGAUGCUAACAAUGGAGCCGUGUCUAAAGCAAAGAAUAGUGCAUCAGGUGUACAGUAUCAAGUUAAAAAUAGUGACAAAGGAAGCUGUAGGGAGGUGCGAGCAGUAAAUGAAGCAGAUGCUGAGGAUGUAGGUGACGGUGAGGAAAGUGCGCAAAGGUCUACCGAGGAUAGUGAAAAUGCUUCUGAGGCUGGUGAAGAUGUUUCAGGCAGCGAGUCUGCUGAUGGUGAGGAAGGCUCUCGUGAAGAACAUGAAGAAGAUGCAGAAAAUGAUGCAAAAGCUGAAAGUGAAGGCGAGGCAGAAGGGAUGGCUGACGCAGAUGAUGUUGACGAAGAUGGCACGGUAGUGCCAUUUUCUGAACGUUUUCUAAUGACAGUGAAGCCUCUCACAAAGCAUGUACCUCCGGUGUUAGGUGACAAGGAAAAAAAAGAUUCUCGAAUUUUUUAUGGAAAUGAUUCGUACUAUGUGCUUUUCCGCCUUCAUCAAACACUUUUUGAGAGAAUAUUGUCAGCAAAGAUAAAUUCGUUGUCUUCUGAUAAGAAAUGGAGAACUUCGAAGGAAACUGGUUCUCCUGACCUAUAUGCAAGAUUUCUGAGUGCUCUAUACAGCCUGCUCGACGGAUCCUCUGACAACACUAAGUUUGAGGAUGAUUGUCGAGCUCUUAUUGGGACCCAAUCAUACGUGCUCUUUACGUUGGACAAAUUGAUAUGUAAACUUGUGAAGCAGCUUCAAACCGCUGCAGCUGACGAGGUGGACAGCAAGCUUCUUCAACUACAGACAUAUGAAAAUUCAAGACGACCAGGGAAGUUUGUUGAUUUAGUUUAUCACGAAAAUGCCCGUGUUCUUCUUCAUGAUGAAAAUAUAUAUCGGUUUGAAUGUACUUCCAGUCCAACUCACUUAUCAAUCCAGUUGAUGGACUGUAGUCGUGAAAAGCCCGAAGUCACCGCUGUUUCUAUGGAUCCUCAUUUCUCUUCUUAUUUGCACAGUGACUUCCUCUCAGUUCUUCCUGACAGGAAGGAGGCGCAUGAUGUUUUUCUUCCCAGAAACAAACGAAAAUACGCAUGCGGGGAAGAAAUUUCUGGUGCAUACAAUGCCAUGGAUGGAGUUCGAGUUGUCAAUGGUUUGGAGUGCAAGAUAUCUUGCGUUACAUCCAAGGUCUCUUAUGUUCUAGACACCGAAGAUUUCUUCUUUCGGAUUAAAAGAAAACUGAAAAAUGUAACAGAGGGUACCACCAGCUCAACAUGUCACGAGCAAUCAAAGCCCUUAAAUCGUUAUGCUCUAAGAAUAGAACGAUACCAAAAGUUCCUGUCUGGAUCCUAAUGUAUAUGCUUAAGUGUGCAGAUUUCAAGAGAUGGGAUGAGGUAAGCCAAAGCUGAAAAAAGAAGUGUAUGAUGUAGUGCAGGCUGGUGUCAGAGAAACUUCGCUGUUGAGAAGGCGUUCCCUUGCUUCCUUGAAUUCCUCUUACCAGCGAAGGAAUAUACAACUUUUGAAAGAGGUAGAGAAAGCAAAGUGUAGCUCUUGAAAAGUGUAGUAUUUUUGUAAGUUGGUUUGUUCUAGUGUUGUUUUUAAAGGUUUUUUUUUUUUUUUCCGUUCUUGGUGUACAUAGGUUGAUCAGCAAAAUACCAUGUAAAACAUGAGAGAGAUGUAUGUUCAUUUCAUUUUGCCUAUCCUCUUCCUUCGCUUUUGAUGGUAAAAUCAUAGGCGAGCCUGAAGACGACUCAAUACUUGGGAGUCAGGAAGAGAACUAGGGUCAGUGUGGCCUUCUCUAAUUAAUAAUAAGUGAAAGAAAACCUUUAGCCCAGAAA